This is a messenger RNA of Daucus carota subsp. sativus, 1669 nucleotides long. Its product is annotated as late embryogenesis abundant protein D-29-like. The record is from RefSeq and is a predicted model, not a curated record. Bases 132 to 1490 code for a protein of 452 amino acids. The transcript is spliced from 2 exons. NCBI's taxonomy places the organism in Eukaryota, Viridiplantae, Streptophyta, Magnoliopsida, Apiales, Apiaceae.
AGAUUCUCAAAUUUUAUCUAAUAUACGCAUAAAUACCAAACAAAAUUUUUGAAUUGUUUGCUUUGUACAUAAGCCUGUGAUUAAUCAAUAAUUAAGACAAAUAAAUACAUGCAUUUACAUGUUUAAAUGCAAUGGGUUUGGAUAAAUCUGUUGGGUUUAUGGUGAUUAUGGUGUUGGUGGCAUUUUUUGUUAGCUCAUGCAGUGGCGCCACCGCGGGAGAAAUAUGGGGAUAUCACAAGAACAAUGCCAAGGAGAAGUAUGCUGAUGCAAAGGAGGCUGCAAAGGAGGCUGCAGAGUCAUGGACUGGAUGGGUCACGGACAAUGUCUCUCAGAAAUUGGCCCUUUUCACCAGAUAUCAAUCCACUGGUUCCGCGAAAAGUACCAAAGAUACCAUCACUGAUUCUGCUUCUGAAGCAGGACAAUACGGGUAUGAUAAAGCCGGGGAGAUAAAGGAUUCAGUUGCAGAGAAGGCCUCACAAGGGACGGAUAAGGCAUCAGACAUGGUGGAUGAGGCUAAGAAAAUAGCGGGAGAGAAAGCUGAUGAAGUUGGCCGUUCCACCGGAAAUGCCAAGGAGAAGGCAUCUGAGACAGCUGAACAGGGAAAACAGAAGGUAGCAGAGAAAGGAAAUGAGGCUUAUGACAUGACACAGAAGGCAAAAGACAAGGCCUAUGAGGCUAGUGAGAUUGUGAAAAAUAAGGCGACGGGGAAAGGAAAUGAGGCCUAUGACAUAACACAGAAGGGGAAAGACUUGGCAUCUGAUAGUGCAGAGUAUGCAAAGAAGAUGGCAGGAGAAAAGGGAGAUGUGGCUUAUGAGAUGGUAGGACGAGCAAAAGAGGUGGCUUAUGACACUGCAGGGGCUGCAAAAAAAGCAGUUGAGAAAGGAAAUGAGGCCUAUAAUGUGACAGGGCGAGCAAAAGACGUGUCCUCCAGUACAGCCGAGAGUGCAAAAAAGAUGGCAACAGGGAAAGGGAAGGAGGCCGAUAACAUGACUGGACGAGCAAAAGAGGUGGCCUCUGAUGCAGCUGAGGGUGCAAAACAGAUUGCAGCUGAGAAAGGAAAGGAGGCCAAUGAGAAAAUUGAGGCUGUGAAACAGAAGGCAACAGAGAAAGGAAAUGAGGCAUAUGAAAUGGCAGGGAGAGCGAAAGAGAAGGCCUACGACUUGGCGGAUGCUGCAAACCAAAAAACAGUAGACAAAGGAGAUGAGUCCUAUGACAUGACACUGAAGUCGAAAGACAAGGUGUGGGAGUGCGUGUGUACAGAACGUGCAAAUGACAAGGUGACAGACACGAUGAACGAGGCCUAUCAAAAGGCUGGUGAGAUGGCAGGACAAACAAAGGAGGCAGCAGAUAAGAACUUAGACUGGGCUAAAGAAAAGGCUAAGGAUGGGUAUGAAGCUGCAAAGGGAAAAGCUGGGGAAACUAUAGAUUCAGCUAAAGAGACCAUCUCAUCAAAUAUGGAAGCUGCUAACAAGAAGUCCCAGAAAAAGUGAAAGACAGACAUGCAGUCCAGCAUGGAGAAGAAUCUUGAGUUGUAUUAUUCAUUAACAUUCUUUAGGCUAGAUUACUUUAACCUCUCCUCUUAUGAGCUGCAGUGUUGUAAGUUGUAAUGAGUGCUUGCUUAUAUCUACUCUAUGUUGUAUAUUACUAAAUAUUAUGUGUGAUACUCAUG